ACCUCUCCAUUUCAAGAUCGAAGAAGAAGAAGAUGCAGCAGAGAAGAUCAGCGUCAGGGAGGCCUACUGGAACGGAUGGCUCAGAUUUCAACUACCGCAUGGUCGUUGACUCUCGUUACCAGAAGGUAGCUAAAGGAAAAUCUCGUCUCUCCGCGCUUAUUCUCACUCAGGCUGUCAUUCAAUUGAUAGGAGUCCUCGCAUUUCUAUUUACAUCAAAUGGGGAAGGUCCCAAUGUGAUUGCUAUUUCAUCUUUUGCUAUUGGUUCUAUUUCUUUGAUCAUUGGGGAGUUAGGUCGAAGGCGCAGCCGAGUGAGUUUGUUGAAAGUUUACAUUGUUGCAUCAUCUAUUGGAAUACUUCUCUCCAUUGCUUGUGUUGCUACAGGAAAUUUAACAUUAGAGGUUUUCCAAAAUCCAAGUAACUGGGAAACAAAGAAGUUUGAACUUCUCGAGGCCACCCGCACUGCAAUUGCGUUCCUGGUACAAAUAUUUACCGUCAGCACAACUGCUUCUCUCAUCAGUAACAUGUCUCCUCCAAAAAGGGCCUCUUAGCUGCUUCCUCUAGCCACAAUCAUGUCAAUGAUUGAAUAGAAAUUUCGUUUUCAAUUUCUUCCUGGGUCCCAAUUUUGUAAUUCGAGGAAGAUAGUUUGAUUCCUCUCUAGUUGAAGGACUAUUUUGACAGGACACACAUUUACAGUGAUGGUAGGCAUGUAAUUUGAUCCAUUAAUACAAAUUGGAUGUUUGAUGAA
This is a messenger RNA of Prunus persica (peach), 745 nucleotides long. RefSeq lists its product as uncharacterized. Gene Ontology annotation, cellular component: endoplasmic reticulum membrane. The coding region runs from base 33 to 548 and encodes 171 amino acids. Gene Ontology annotation, biological process: endoplasmic reticulum organization; vesicle-mediated transport. The transcript has 6 exons. Lineage: Eukaryota; Viridiplantae; Streptophyta; Magnoliopsida; Rosales; Rosaceae. The record is from RefSeq and is a predicted model, not a curated record.